Messenger RNA from Acanthoscelides obtectus, 7224 nucleotides. NCBI's taxonomy places the organism in Eukaryota, Metazoa, Arthropoda, Insecta, Coleoptera, Chrysomelidae. The record is from the annotation of a GenBank genome assembly.
AAUACUAUCAAUCAUAUGCCUUUAUUUUUGUAGCCGCCAUUGAGAUCUGAUUCGAGUUCUGGCGGCACUUCAAGCUCUACGACCACUCCAAAUGCUUCGUCAAGCAACGCGAGCAGCAGUAGCAGUACCGCCCCUUCAUCUCCGGCUACGCCGCCACCUAGAGGUCAACAAGCUCCCCCACCCCCUCAGCAGUUGCCACCAAAAAUUAUUGCUCCCAAACCUGACAUUCUGUUAAACUCUGCAAAAUCGACCACGCCUCAGAAAUCUUCCUCUCACUCGCAUGUUAGUGGGAACAGAUCUCCCGAUGUCCAAGCAUUUCCUCUUCAUCAAGAUAAAGAGAAAAGACACAGCUUCUCCAGUAUGACUGUACCACAACAAGCAACUCCAAAUCAUAAUAGACAUUCGGCUGAGAUACUAGCUUGUGAAGCUCAGGUAUCCGGUCCAAACCUACAGGUUCCAGAAAGGUCACGAAGAAGCGGAAAUUCACCUGCUUUUGAAUUACAACUUCCGGCUACCUAUGUGGCUCUGUAUGCAUAUAAACCUCAGAAAACUGAUGAAUUGGAAUUGAAAAAGGGGAAUAUCUACAUGGUUACUGAAAGGUGCCAAGAUGGCUGGUUCAAAGGUACCUCGAACCGCACCCAAAAAAGUGGUGUGUUCCCGGGCAACUAUGUGGUGCCAGCGCGUGGUGCUCAUGUACCAUCAGGUUCGACCGGUUCAUCGGUUACAUGCCCUGCUAGACCAGCCAAAGGGAGUGCCAGUCUGACUGCCCCUGAGCUACCACCUAGAGCUAUUAGUCCAGCCCCUUCCAGCAUUUCAUCUAGUUGGCAUGGUCACGAAAGCAGCAGACAAGAGAUUGGUAGAAGCAGCAGCCAAGCUGCAGUGGGAACUAGCAGCAAAGAUAAGUCUAAAGAGCGAAAGGAUAAGAGUUCAGUAAGCCUAAUGCGUCGCCUAACUAGUAUCAAGCGGUCUAAGUCACCUCCACCGUCUUCUUAUUCUAUGGACAAUCCGGUUUUUGAAGAUUCUCAAGUUAGUGCAAAAUCAUCCCCUGCACAUCCUAUACACGUUAGAUCGGGAUCAUGUCCAAGUCAGCUGCUGCAAUUGCAACCUAACGAUCACCGGUUGUUCGGAUCGACGUCACAGCGGCACAAACACAAAGAACGACCUUCGAUUCUAACUCAUACUGCUGCCGUUGCAUCUGCCGCAUCAAGGACACCUGACCAUCCUGGAAGCUCAAGCUCGAGUCCAGACGUACAUCGUCACCGUAAAUCGAAUUCCCUUGAUGCAGGUAAUAAAAACUCCAAAACUGGAGUACAAACCGUUCGCGAGAGAUUCAGAUGUAUUGCACCCUAUCCACCUAAUAGCGAGUAUGAGCUGGAACUUCAGGUGAACGAUAUUAUCUAUGUACAUAAGAAAAGAGAAGACGGAUGGUAUAAGGGGACGCAACAGCGUACUGGGAAGACUGGUUUAUUUCCAGCCAGUUUUGUAGAAAGUUAUUGAUUUAUUAGCAACUAUUAGGAUAAGUGCAAAUAUUCUCCGGUUUUUAUUUUAUAGAACAUUUGUAUUUAAUGGGAAUAUUUAGGAAAAUCUUUACAUAUAGCUUUUUUCACGGUUUUUGGCGGUUACGUUACAAUGUCUUACGAAAUAAGCUGCUGCACAUGGUGUGCAAGACUUGUAGAAAAUUGCAAACUGCAUAAGGGAAACCUUAGCGCAGUAGCUCUUUGCUCUCGCACACCGGUAUCAAUUAGGUACUACAGGGUCGUUGUUUCCAUUCACUUAGGUGGUAGACGGUCUCUGACAGUCGAACGCGGAGGAACAACCCGCGCAUCUCUAAGGCCGGCCCAGAAUGUUUACAUGUUACAUGCGUGUUCCCUCUCUAGGGUCCGUGUGGCGUCCCCCUGUUCCCUGUAACCCCCUAUAGCACCCAUUGGUGUUUAGGCUUUAGGCCUUCGUGGUGGUUUAAGACUAAAAAAUUACUAUAAUAAAUUAAACACAGACUGUCGACGUUCUAGUUGAAUCUUAAGAUCAACACAAUGUAUGCUUGGAAUUGCAAAGUUGUAAGUGCUCAGAAGUAAACUUUUCAUUAUAGAGGUUUGAAAAUUUGGACAUGCUUAUCUAUGUCAUAUGUAAAUUAAUCACGACAUUUUUUUUAAUUUUCAUUUUAGUCAUAUUUGGCCUAGAAGAAAUUAUAAAAAAAUAUAUUAAAACAUAGCAGAAAUAUAUUUAUUAAAAAAAAUAUACAAUUAUGUUAGUCCGAACUGAAGACGAAAAUGUAUUUUAUAACACAUACAAUCUAAUAUUUAUUGUAAUAUUUUCACAAAACAAUGAUUUAAGAUUAUUAUAAAAAAAUGUAAUUUGAGAAUGGCUUUAUAAUAUUCACAAUCCACUUGUUGCACAUCAUUGCUUUACUGGCCGCCACCUUGUCGACAGACAGGUAAUUUUUGGCUUCUGCAGGUUUUGGAAGAACCAUUAUUGCAAAUGCCCCUGAUCUAGUUAUAUCAACAGGUCUUAGAUCAACUGUUAUCCAUGUUUCUUCUGCAUGGGACGUUUUAUAACUUGAUUAAAAAAACGACUGUGUGAAAUUUAGAGCUGUUAUUUUUGCAAUCAAAAAAUGCUUUACAAGCCUUAAAGUCUUUAAUAUUCAUAACUUUCAUUUAUAUUAUGCAGUAUGGUUUCUUUGUAUUAACUUUUAAUAGUCAUAUUAAUGAUAUCGGAGAGAAGUAUUCAGAUUUAUUAAGAACUCUCUCGAUACAACUAUAUACAUUAUCUAUUUCUUGUACACAAUAAUGUUCUGGUGCUGAAAAUUUCAUGGUAAUGUUCAAUAUCUUUAGAUGUGUCUUCAUGACACGUGCUAUUGCAUAAGACAUUAAUGAAUUUCUGUUUUGUGGAAUACAUCUGUCACUCCACAAAAUCAGACUAAUACCCAUUCCAAAAUAGUUAUAACUGCUCUAGCAGCAUUUCAUCCCAAAUAGCACAAUAUAUAUGUUUAGUACUUGGAUUGCAGUAAGAUUAUACACAUUAAGUUUGCUUCUAUACUUAUUAUUUCUGUAUUCAAAUUUUCUUUAUAUUUCUGCUUUCCGUCUCGGUAAGCUGUAUUUUCUGUAGAACGAUUUAUAAACUGUCCAUUUUUCUCAUCUGUCAAUCUAUCUUCUCUUUUCAAUAGUUUAAUUCCCUCACACGUCACUCCGGUCCUUUUUUGGAAUUUGGAAAUGGAGAUUGUAAUCAUUGCAAAAAAUAUGACUGUAGAACGAUUCUUUUUCUGGUUGUCACUUUUCAGCUUCACAUCUUUCAACAUAAAUGUCAUACAUUUUCUUGACACUUAGGCAUUACUCUAAAUAUUCUCUAGUACUUGUACUGUGGCACUAGUAGGAUUCUACUUUUGGGAAGCUCUCUAUGUGCAUUUUACGAAAAUUUUUGUGUUUUGCAUGCUUUCCUGGUGUACUUUUUUUUCGAAGUAUUUGAUUCUGUUUCUUUGUUUGAAUGAGUAUUGUAUAGGGGUUUGGCUUAUAUUAAGUGUUCCCAAAUAAAAUAAUUUACAGACUUGAAUUCUGUUAGAACCUACAUUAAAGAAACGAUGAAAAGUAAAUUUUCGGCGACUAUUUUCAUUUUCCUUUCCUUUUCUACGUCUCUGCUCAGAUAACUUUUUUUUUGUUUGUGCAUCAACUUUGUAAUAAUUUUCAAAUAUUUUGUUUUGUUCAUCAGCUGUAAUUAAUUUUUUUCAACUAUGUAGACAAUUAUUCAGGCAGUUCUUUUUGUCUACAAUAGCCUUUGCUGGAACAUGUCGAUUGGAUUCCCUUUUCUGUUUCUAGUCUUUGUUUCACUCUUAUUCUGCUCCAUCUCAGCUUUAUAAUCUCCCUCGUUUUCUGAGAUGCAAAUAAUUCCAAAUCACAAUAAAUAGAAAACCUUACGAUAUAGUUAUCAUAACAAAUCUGCUCUCAAAAGAUAUUUCUGGUAAGUAUUCUCUAUCCCUAUCGGAGUCUUAACCUUCUAAAUCAACUAUAGACUCAUUCUCUCUUUCCGUUAUUAAUAAGGGGCUCUGAUGACUUGCGCCACUCACACUAGCUGUACCUGCAAUUUUCCUAAAACAGUACGAGUAUGUUUUUAACGCCUGCCAUUUUCAAGGCCGUGGGAUAAAACGAAAAAUCGUAUGUCAGCUUACAUAAUCAAAUGUUCGCGCAUAUGUGAGGGAGAUGGAUAAAUGAAAGUUCUUCCUGUAACUUUACAGUGACCCGCCAAAAGCCGUGACAAAACCUAUAAACAACUACAAUCCUUACACGAACAUUCUUGCUCACGGGGACAAUGGAACUCACCCAGAAUAGGCGCUGAACAAAACGAUAAAAUGUUCGUACAAUUUGUUCGUUGUUCCGCCACGUUAGAAAUGCAUUAGAUUAAUAUUUAAAUUUUUUUUGCGUGGAAUUGGCAAAAAAACAUCAUGCAACUUCAUACAUUGACUUGAGUAGACUGAAUUCACAGAAUAGGAGGUUUUCGUCGACAAUUCUUAAUGAAAAGACAUUGACUCUCCACUGGAGUAUUCAGGGUUUGAGGGCUGUGGGGUUUAAACUCCUCUUCCCCUCCCGCGUUUCAGCGAUUUUAUUUUUUCGUUUCCACCCGUAGCUCUGCCGCCACUGGAUCGAUUUUCGAAACCUAGUUUUUUCGUCCUUGACUUCGUGUCAAAAUUUUAUGAAAACCGACAGACCAACGGAAAUUGGUGACAUGUUUUUUCGAAAUUUAAAGCGAUUUUUUCUUCACCAACAGUGAAGUAACACAUUUUGACUGACUCGAUCUGAUACAAAUCCAUACUGAAGUGGCAAUACUGUAACUUAGUCUGUGCCAACAGUUCUUUCCAUUAGUUUUGUGAGCAUCCUAGGAUUGAAUAGCUGUAAUGAAUGCUCGUGUAUAGGCUGCAAAUACAAAUACACUGAUCCAAUGACAUGAAAGUGUUAGAGAAUUGUCUCCAAAAUCAUUGGUAUUUUUAUAUAUUUUGCCAAAGCUGAAGUUGAUCUUUACUUCUAGACAAAGUUUCAAAACCUGAUAUUACUUUAUAUUCACCAUUUUUGUUUUUCGGACCGCGUCAUUUUGCAUACCUAACAGCAAUCCUAUCAGACGCUAUGUUCAGUUCAGAACUACCCUAGAACCGUUCGGACACUGACAUGUGACAGCAACCAAUCGCAAAGCGGUUCACCAGUCACAAGAUUCCACUGCGCAGAAUCAACGGUUCUAAGAUAGUUCUGGUAGCAACCAGACAAGGCUAAUUUGUACAGCAUGUAGAAUUAUUCCUUUAUUCGAUUUUGAUUUAAUUCAUUCUGUGUUGUGAAAUAAAUAUUGACAAAAACGAGCCAAGAAAUGAAGUGAAACUCCUUGGUACUUCAUCUGUUGGAACAGUGUUCACGUUCUGAAAAACGCUCAAAUCAAUGCAAAGGACAUACAUCCGAUUUCCAAAGUGCUUGUAUUUUAGUUUUAUCGUUUGAAAUGUGGAUACAGAGAUCUUAAAAGCAAUAGGAAAUGUACAUCCGCAGCCUCGCGGUACUCAAAUGAUUCAGCAAUCAUGGUGGCUAAAAAUGCAACAUUUCCUAUUCAAUACUAGUUUUACUACACAAACGAAUGCUUUGAAAUAGGAGAAUGUUCUGCAAUCUGUAAAAUUAUUGUGCGUUUCAUAAUGCAACUGUAUAUUUUAUUUAGAAUGAAAAACUGACACUCAAAGUGUCGAAUAGAUGAAUUCAAGUAAACAAAGACAAACAGGGAUACAAAAACAGUGCAUGCUAAAUAAGUAGUAAUAAAUAUUAAAGUAAAAUGCAAUAAUAGUAGUAAGAUAUGCACUUCACAUUUAAGCAUCCAUCUUCUCAUUUUAGCAUUUAAGUGAGCAGAAUUUGAGUCUUACAUGGUUUAGGUAAUUUUUAAAGCAUUUUUUAUUCGAUCUAUGGCAAAUCGUAGUCAUUCUCUAUACUUUAAAAUUAUAAGUGUAGUGAAACUGAUAAUACCAGAUCAUUAGUUCAUAUAUUGAAUAAAAACCACACACUAUAUAGAUAAGUCAUUAGCAAUUGAUUGUUUAUAACAGCCAGCAGCAAAAAAGUAAAAUAUGGCAUAUAAUUCUUCACUGCCACUAGCUGUUUCACUCUUUUGUUUUUUUGAGAACAUGCACAAAAUCUGGUUGAAUGCAUUUUAAGUCACAAAGCACAAUGUAUUCAAUGUAAAACAGCAGUUUUAAAUCAAUUUUCUUUGUAUAUAACUAAUAAUUCUUGUCAUAACUAAUAUCUAUUUCAAAAGUAAUGACUAUCAAUAGAGAGUUUUGGUGAUUUCAAAUAUCGGUUUGGAAGAAAACUGUCACAAUCAAAAAUUACCAUUUUCAAACAUAUACCAAAUAACUUUAAAUAAUCCAUAUUAAUGAUAGUUCUCAGUGCUCUUGUUUGCUGCUUCAUGAUGACCUUCCUUAUUUCGAAUUUGUGCAGCACAUUUUUCUUAUUCAGCACUGUUGCCAGAAUUUGUAAAGCUGGAUAAGCUUAAUUAAAAUAAGUUCAAGUUAUGAAAACAUAUGAGUGUGUUGGAUGCAAAAAUCUGUAUUUGGUAUAUAAGUACUUUUGAGAUAAUGAGGAAAAACUGCUAGCUAUUAUUUCAGUCGGUAAAUUUUAGUGGAAUUAUAUUUUAAAUAUAGAGAAUCAGUUACUUAGUCGUAAGGAGCUCAAUUUUUUGUUCAGUGUUUGAUAUAUACUUCAAAAAGAGCGCUUGAAGGUUGCACUUACAGAGUUUUGCAAAUGAUGCUAGUAAGAACAGAUAUUUGCAUCUGAAAUAUGCAAAUAUCUCAUGGCGCCUGACUUUUUUAUUCAUGAAAACUCGAAAGUGUAUGGGAUACAUUUAUUAUUAUUUCACAAAACAACGUUUAGUACAUAAAAAAGUAUACUUCUAGUCAAACUCUGACGUCUUCCGGAUCAUAAUAAUCUAUGUGGCCAGUUUCCAUAACAGUGUCUUCUGUAUUGUUGUUCAAACCUUUAUCUAUUAUUUUAUAGAAAUCUAAAUCUGGAUUGUCUCUCCAAUCGGCUUCAUAAUGCUUUUUGAGUAGGGAAUCUAUGGAGGAUUUAUCACCUCUUAAAGUACUUCCGAUUCUUUGGAUACUUGGCUUCAGUUGAGCAACCUUUUUGCUCUUCCUCACUAUUGUUUUUGCACAGCCCAUGUCUGACUUGUAAAAUACUUCACCUCUUAGUGUGACAUAGUCCUUUUCCUUGCGAAAUAUAA